Gastrolobium bilobum is the source of this 1287-nucleotide messenger RNA. RefSeq lists its product as uncharacterized. Bases 1 to 1287 code for a protein of 428 amino acids. The record is from RefSeq and is a predicted model, not a curated record. Lineage: Eukaryota; Viridiplantae; Streptophyta; Magnoliopsida; Fabales; Fabaceae. The transcript has a single exon.
AUGGAAUGGACGAAGCACACUGGCAAUGCCUCCAACACCAAGAAGUCCUUUAGUGUGACGGUAAACAUCAACUCGUUGGAUAAUGUGAAGCAACUGAGUCAAUCUUUACCUCAUGAAGAUCGAAGACUCUUCACCAGGAAAUAUGGAGCAAUUCUAGACUUGUUAGUCAUACCAGUUGAGACCUCUGCUUUGUGUGUCUUGGCCCAGUAUUGGAAUUCGUCUUUGAGAUCUUUUGAGCUACCAAACUUGGAUAUCACACCUACUAUUGAAGAAUUUGCUUGCAUGAUAGGGUUGCCAAUGGAAAAAGAGAGCACUGUGUACUUUCCUCCGGAGCAUUGUAUUUCUGCAACAAAAGUGGCAAGACAAUUUGGAGAGUUGUUGGGUUUGCAAAGUAGCCAAAUCAAACUGGUAGGGCAUGCAGAUUCACAAGGGUUAACAAGAGCUUUCAUGGAAAACUACUUAAAGGAACUAGAGCAGCGACGAGAGUGGGUUACCUUUUCAAGAGUGUUAGCACUCACGAUUUAUGGAUUGGUAUUGUUUUCGUCAGCUUUGGAUAUGGUGGAUCAAGCAGCAAUGAGAGUGUUCUUCACAGUUGAAACCAAGAAGAUAAACCCAAUGCUCGCUGUUUUGGCUGAAACAUUCCUGACGUUGGAUUUCUGUCAAAAGAAACAAAAAGGGGGUAAACUCCGAUGUUGUGCCCAACUUCUAUAUGUGUGGAUCAUUACACACAUGUAUGCUGGAAACCAUAUUAAUAGUUCAUCAGACCCAUUGCGAAGCUUUCAUAGAAUCCCAGUAAAUCACCGCGAUGAGAAAGAAUGGAAGAUUGAGUUUGAUAGUGUAGAAGGGAAGACAUUCAAGUGGAUAUGUCCUUGGUUCGAAACUAGACGAGGAGAUAUCAUUUACAGUUGCGGAGAAUUCCUUAAUGUACCACUCAUAGGCCUAAGAGGAUGUAUAACAUACACACCUGCUGUAGUUCUUAAACAACUCGGCUGGACACAAAAACAGCCGCGGGAGGAGCAACUUGGAGGGUAUUGUUUUUCUUAUAAGGAUGAUGAUGAUACUAAGGCCUUAUCAAGAGAAAUAAAGAAGGCAUGGGGUGAUGUUCGAAUGGCAGGAAGAUUAGAGUUGGGGAAACGAGAAGCGAGAAGGACGUCUAACAAUACCCUGAAAGCUCCUGCAAGAGGAAAGGAUUCACCUCAGUCAACCCCCCAAAUGGUCGAACAACUAGAGCUUAUGAGAGCACAAAUUCCCUUUUUGGUUGAACAAAAGAAGAAAGCAGAAUUAUAA